AUGAGACGCGAACUGCAAUUGUCAGAGUUAAUAACGGAAAAAAGAAUAGAAGGAAAUGAAAAAUUUACAAAUGGAAAAUAUAAUGAAAGUUUGUCACUUUACACUGACAGUAUAUUUUACGCCGAUAAUAAUAAUAAUAAUAAUUGUGAGGAGGCUCUUUCAUUGGUAUAUUCGAAUCGUUCACUCGUUUUACAAAAACUUGGACGUUUUAAUGAAAGCCUUCAAGAUAUUGAUUUAGCAUUGAGUUCAGGAUGUUCUAGUAAACAAUAUAAAAAAUUAAUUUUAAGAAAAGCCAAAUGUUUAAUACACUUGGGUGAUUAUAACAAAGCGAAAAUAAUUUUACAAAAAAAUUGUAAAGCAUCGCAAGCAGAAGUGGAUUUCUCGCAAGUGCCAAACGGUGUUGUUAAUAAUAAUAAUAAGUUAGAGCUACCAGUACCUGUAGGAGGUGUAAGCAAUACCUUUCCGUCAGCAUCAUCAUAUAUAAAUGUAUUUUAUAAUGAGACUUUGGGAAGACAUGUCAAAGCUCUACACGAUAUCGAAGUUGGAGAUGUUUUAUUUGUUGAAAAACCUUUUGCAUAUAUAUUAUUUCAUGAAGUUUGCCACAAUUGUGCCAAACAAACCAUAUCACCCAUACCAUGUGACAAAUGUUUAGAUGUUAUUUAUUGUUCUGUGGAGUGUAAAAAAAAAUUUGAAAAAUCGGUACAUUCGUUCGAAUGUGGCAAAGGAAAAUUUUUCAAAUCGAUCGGAAUUGCUCAUUUAAGCCUCAGAUUAAUAUUAGCAGCUUCAUCAAAUUACAAAGAAUUAAAAAAAUUAAUUUCAAGUUAUACAGAGACGAAAUAUUUCGAUGGCAUCGUUCCAUGUGAAAAUAAUUCAUACCAUAAUGUUUAUGGUUUGAUAACAAAUUUGGAAAAAUACGAAGGCAAACAUUUAUUUCAAUAUGCAUUGACUGCUUCAUUAUUAGCAUUGUAUUUAAAAACUCAUACUUCAUAUUUCUCAAAUGAAUCUAAUGAUGAUGAUGAUAAUAAUUUGGAAAUUGUCGCAUCAACUUUAUUUAAACACAUAUUACAACUUAUAUGCAACGGUCAUGCAAUCACUGAUGUAAUAACAGAUGAUUCCAACGAUUCAAAUGCUGUUGAUUUAAUUGAAAAAAGAAUAGGAACUGCUAUUUAUCCAUCAGCUAGCAUGAUGAAUCAUUCGUGUGAACCAUCCAUAAUUACCAGCUUUUCCAACAAUCAUUUAAUAGUAAGAGCUUCAAAACCAAUUAAAGCUGGUGAAGAAAUAUUUAAUUGUUAUGGACCACAUGCGAAAAGAAUGAAAAAGGAAGAAAGACAAGAGAUUUUGAGGAAGCAAUAUUUUUUUAAUUGUCAUUGCAUGGCAUGUCAUCAACAAUAUGAUAUUAUGGAAAGGUUUAUGGCUUACAUGUGUUUCGAAUGCAAAGGUCCCCUCAUUAUAAUAAAUGAUUCGAAUAAUGGAUACUGUUUAGAUUGCAAUAAAAAUUCAAUAAUAAGUCAAGAUGUUAUUCGAGAAUCAUUUAAGGAACAAGGGAAAAUAUUAGAUGCUUUAAAAAAAUUUUUAAAUUUUUUCAUCAUCGGUAGAAAAAUAUUAUAUAAAUUUAAUAAAGAUUUAUGUUAUUCAGCGGAUCAGGCUGCUUCGUGUUUUUCCAAAUUAGAAGAUUACGAUAAAUGUUUGGUAAUAUUAAAAUGUACAAUUUUAUCAGAGGAAAAACGUUUCGGAUCAUUUAGUAUUGAAUUGGGUUACGCAUUGAAAAAAAUCGGCGAUGCGUCGACGAAUUAUUGCAUUCAAAUCGAUCAAGCUACGAGAGAAGGUAUUGAAUAUUACGAAAGAGCCAAAGGAAUAAUACAAAUACUCAUGGGAAAUGAUAAUAAUGAUUUUAAAGAAAUUCAAAAUAAUAUUGAUUUUUUAAAAUCAUUCAUUAAAUGA
Messenger RNA from Pediculus humanus corporis (human body louse), 1941 nucleotides. RefSeq names its product set and mynd domain containing protein, putative. Bases 1 to 1941 code for a protein of 646 amino acids. Lineage: Eukaryota; Metazoa; Arthropoda; Insecta; Psocodea; Pediculidae. Gene Ontology annotation, molecular function: protein binding. The transcript has 10 exons. The record is from RefSeq and is a predicted model, not a curated record.